Messenger RNA from Alternaria conjuncta, 1407 nucleotides. RefSeq lists its product as uncharacterized. The record is from RefSeq and is a predicted model, not a curated record. The coding region runs from base 1 to 1407 and encodes 468 amino acids. The transcript has a single exon. Lineage: Eukaryota; Fungi; Ascomycota; Dothideomycetes; Pleosporales; Pleosporaceae.
AUGUCGACUCCUCGCUACGCAGAGGCAACGAGCCGGCUGGAGUCACUACCAGCUGAACUCCUCGAAAGGAUCCUGCUCGAAGCGGUACGCGAAGUGCAACCCGCACUGACGGAAACAACGGUAUCUCUCAACAGACGAUGUAUGCAAGAAACGCGCAGCGGGCAACCCCGCGCUUCCAAACUCGCGCUUAGAUACGUGAGCCGCACCAUUUACAACCACGCGUGGCGGGCUCUUGCAAAAGUAACCGACGAGACCACCUUCGACCUAUGCUCGAAGCAGAGCAUGGAAAACCUCGUGGCCUUAGCGAAUUGCAAGGAUUUGACCCCGUGGGCUCGAAAACUGACCGUCACUUCUCGCUACACCGAGCACCUCCUGCCAGAGGUUGGUAACGUGGAAACUGGUGGAGUUUAUAAGCACGAAGACGUAUUCGAAGCUGGUCUUUUGAAUAGGACUCAAGCUAUCAUCAAGAGCGAGCUCGAUUGGUAUCCGGAGCUAUGGUUGUCUUCCGAUGACUAUCACAGCAGUACUGCACGUACACUCCAGGAUGCUGUUAGGAGCAGUCAGCUUUGGCAACUCGUUCUAUCGUGUCUGGAAGCUUUACCGAAUAUCGUCAACAUCCAUUACUGCGCCAGGAGAGUCGCGGGCAGAUUCACCGAAGUCUUUCGAGAAAUGGCAAUGAUCAAGGACGUCGACAUAUUUUGGUACAUAUAUGAGCACUCAGGCAUCCAGAUAGGUCAAGACCUCCUCCUCAGCGCCCUAGCGCAAUCUCUCGUUCUUCCCAAGAGACUCGAACUCGUUACGGAGAUGAACGGAUUACAUUGCUUCACGAUACAAGCUACGAUACAAGUCAUCAAAAAGGUCUCGAGCGAAGUCGAGGUCCUGAUUCUCCGAGAUGAGUUUGGCGAGGGUGGGUUUCAGCAAAAUCCACUCGAAGCAUUGUCGACCGUGGCCAUCACCAGAGACACCUUUCCAGCAUUACAUACGCUCGUUCUGGACGGCUCCAUUCACCAAAGUACCCUCGGCGGCAGACCGCUUCCAUCGGCCAUGGACGUACCCACUGUGGCGAAUCUCGUAUUCAGAGACACCAAAGUCGACCACCCGAGACUACUUAAUUUCAUCGCGCUGUUUAAAGAAACACUUCGCCAAGUAACGUUCGUGGACAUGUACAUCGACAAAUACAAGUCGAUAUUUGGGCUUUGUCGAAAUCUCAAUCUCGAGCGCUUGGAGAUUACUGAUGGUUAUGGCGACGGCCCGCAUGAGGUCGUGCUCAUCACAGACGUUCCGAAAGCACUGUUCUAUGGCGCCGCAAAGACUGUUAUUGUCGAUCCACCGAAAAUUAUGGAUGCGCUCGCCAAACUCUGGGCAGAGAACGAACUUACCGGUAAGAAGAAAAAUGAACAGGUCUAG